UAAGCUUAAAUCGUCUCAGAAGGACAAGGUCCGCCAGUUUAUGGCAUUUACCCAGGCUGGUGAAAGGACUGCUAUAUACUGCUUAAUGCAGAAUGAAUGGAAACUAGAAGUGGCAACAGACAACUACUUCCAGAACCCGGACUUGUACUACAAAGAAUCCAUGAAAAAUUCAGUAGACAGGAAGAAAUUAGAACAAUUGUAUAAUCGAUACAAAGACCCACAAGAUGAAAAUAAAAUUGGCAUUGAUGGGAUUCAACAGUUCUGUGAUGAUUUAAGCCUGGACCCAGCCAGUAUCAGUGUUCUGGUUGUAGCAUGGAAGUUCAGGGCAGCUACUCAAUGUGAAUUCAGUAAAAAGGAAUUUGUUGAUGGCAUGACAGAGUUGGGGUGUGACACCACAGAAAAACUAAAAACUCUAUUGCCAAGACUGGAACAAGAGCUAAAGGAUCCAACAAAGUUCAAAGAUUUUUAUCAGUUUACUUUUAACUUUGCUAAAAACCCUGGACAAAAAGGUCUAGAUCUAGAAAUGGCAAUUGCGUAUUGGAAUUUAGUCUUGUCAGGAAGGUUUAAAUUUCUAGAUCUCUGGAAUAAAUUUUUGUUGGAACAUCAUAAAAGAUCAAUUCCAAAAGAUACUUGGAAUCUUUUGUUAGACUUUGGAAAUAUGAUUGCAGAUGAUAUGUCCAACUAUGAUGAAGAAGGAGCGUGGCCUGUUCUUAUAGAUGAUUUUGUGGAAUAUGCACGACCAGUAGUUACAGGAGGAAAACGUAAAACUUCCUAACCCCAGACUUGUCAGUAUGGACUAAACGUGUGCUCUGAACUGCAUUAGGUAAUGAAGAUUUCUUGACUGAUAACUGUGCACAUUGUUGCUGGUUUCAGUGGUCAUGAUGGCAUUCUGCAGACAAAACUGAAAUUCUUCCUUUCUGCCUAAAGAAAAUAAUGGCUGACUUGUGUACACUUCAAGAACAAACUCCGAAGAUAGUCCAGGCUGUUUGUAGGCUAUUGGCUUCAAUUAUUGUACCAUAAUAUGUUGUAUCAUAUAGGAUGUAGAUUUUUGCAUGAUUUUAUACUUUGGAGAAGUUUAACUAGAGGCCAUUUUAUUACAGUUUUGACAGCACAGCAUGCAAUUCAGUUCAUGAUCCAAAGUGAACACCAGCAGUUACAUAAAUAAAACUGUAUUAUAUUGUACUUAUAUUAAAAGCAGUAUUUGUGGUAUAUAAAUUAAAUCCCUAAAUAAGACUUA
Nipponia nippon (crested ibis) is the source of this 1237-nucleotide messenger RNA. Lineage: Eukaryota; Metazoa; Chordata; Aves; Pelecaniformes; Threskiornithidae. The record is from RefSeq and is a predicted model, not a curated record.